This is a messenger RNA of Mycena indigotica, 684 nucleotides long. RefSeq names its product Mitochondrial grpe. Gene Ontology annotation, biological process: protein import into mitochondrial matrix; protein folding. Lineage: Eukaryota; Fungi; Basidiomycota; Agaricomycetes; Agaricales; Mycenaceae. Gene Ontology annotation, cellular component: PAM complex, Tim23 associated import motor. Bases 1 to 684 code for a protein of 227 amino acids. Gene Ontology annotation, molecular function: protein homodimerization activity; adenyl-nucleotide exchange factor activity; protein-folding chaperone binding. The transcript has 2 exons. The record is from RefSeq and is a predicted model, not a curated record.
AUGUCUCUUUUGCGUACCACUUCGCUGUCGUGCGCCCGCCGUUUCCGCCCCGCAUUCCGCCUCUAUUCGGAUGCAGCCACCGCCGGAGAGUCGUCAACUGAACCUCCAAAAGACGAUGCGCCAAAGGUUGAUGCCGCUCUCGUCAAGGCCCAGGAGGAGGCUGCUGACCUACUUAGUCGACUACGGUAUCUGCAGGCAGACUUCCUGAAUCUCCAACGCAACUCGGCACGAGAACGAGAAAAAACGCGUGAUUUUGCGGUCUCAAAUUUCGCAGCCGACCUUCUCGAGACCGUUGACGUGCUUUCCCUCGCCCUUAAAUCCGUUCCGCAAUCCGCCUUCGCUCCCUCAGAAACACCAGAAGGGUCUUUGGACACACCGACUACCCCUCCAGCCAAGUCAGCGAAAGAGCAUCUACAAGAGCUCUAUACGGGUGUCGAGAUGACCCAGCGCCAGCUCCUCCAAACUCUCUUCAAGUACCACGUGAAGCCGUUCGACCCAACAGGGGAUGCGUUCGAUCCUAAUAGGCAUGAAGCGCUGUACCAGGCCCCAAUACCUGGAAAGACACCUGGCACAGUCAUCGACUGCCAAAAAAUUGGAUUCACCAUUCGUGAUCGCGUAUUGAGGGCAGCUCAAGUCGGGGUUGCGCAGGAUGUACCACAAAACUCAGAGGAGCCACACACAUAA